UAAUCGGUAACCCCAUGUCCUUCUGACGAUCUCGUAUUUUCCAUGAGCUUGUCAGUGUGUUUUGGUUUGGCUCAAUAAACAAAAACAGUCUCAGCCUCAGUUCAGUUGCUUUCUUUGUUUACUUUUUGUUUACAUACUUUUCUUGGUCAGUGAACGUCCUUGUAACGAUGUCGUCGCCGUUGGAGAUGACCGAGUUGUACGACAACGCGUUGCUAGGAAUCUUGCAGCAUGUUGGAAACAUACAGAAUUUUCUACAGAUCUAUUUCGGCUUUUUGUACAGAAAGACAGACUUUUAUCGGCUCCUGGUCAGCCCAAAUGAUAAAAUGGGAUUCCCACCUGGAGUAGCAGAAAAAAUGGUCCUUAAGACCUUUAAGUUGUUCGAGAAGCUGGCAGUGCAGGACAGAGAGAGAGUGAUGAAGCUGGCUGAAGAAGCCCGAGCUGUUCCCACUGUAGUGGAGGAAAUCGAAGUUCGAUCACAGCCAGAAGUUGAAGAACCUGCAGAAACCGCACAGGAAUCCAGGUCUGUUGCAUCGUCCACAGAGCCGGUGCCUGCAGGUGCAGGGGCUGCAAACGGCAAUGAGGUGGAGUCUGCAGUGAGAGAACAGCCAACAGUGGUGCCUGCGUCUGCACCAUCUGCACAGUCUGCACCAUCUGCACAGUCUGCACCAUCUGCACAGUCUGCACCAUCUGCACAGUCUGCACCAUCUGCACAGUCUGCACCAUCUGCGUCUGCACAGGGGGCUGCUUCAGAUUCUUCUGCAGCUGAGCCUUGCCAGGCCAGUUUCCAGGCAAGCCCAGAUAGCUACAACGGUGCUGUCAGAGAAAACUACAGCUGGUCACAGGACUACUCUGAUGUGGAAGUUCGUGUUUUUGUCCCACCGAGCAUCGUCAAGGGCAGACAGGUGUCCGUCAGUCUCCAGUCUGGUGGCGUGCGUGUGGCGGUGAAGGAGGGGGCUUCAGAAAACGUUCUGAUGGAAGGCGAGUUCACGCACAAAAUCAACACAGAGAAUUCUCUGUGGAGUCUGGAACCAGGCCACUGUGUACUGCUGUCUCUGAGUAAAUUAGGCGAAGUGUGGUGGACUGCCGUGCUUAAAGGCGAGCAAGAAAUUGACGUAAACCAGAUCAACCGCGAGCGCUCCAUGGCCACUGUGGGUGAGGAUGAGCACGCAGUGUUAGACCGGCUCACCUUUGACUACCAACAGAAACUACAAGGAAGGCCUCAGAGCCAUGAGCUGAAAGUUCACGAGAUGCUAAAGAAGGGCUGGGACGCCGAGGGAUCGCCAUUCAAAGGCCAGCAGUUUGAUCCGUCCAUGUUUGACAUAACACCAAACGCCGUACAGUUUUAAACUGAAGAGACUCUGGAAGAUACUGCGAGAGAUAAGCCAAAAAAAUCAUCCUACGUUCACAUCACCAUAUAUAUACACUGAAGUGUCAAGCACUGACAACUCUGGUGUUUACAGUAUGAUGGACGACAUGACAGCACUGCAGAAUUUGAAUUGCUAAAGCUGUACAAGAUCAGUUUCCCAAAUGUCAUGACGAUUGAUUCAGAUCCUGAGAUAUUACUUUAUUUUUUAUUUCAGCGCUGUUGCAGUAAAUACUGUACAUCAUCUACUCACAUGGCGUAUGGAUUAUACCUUUCUGUAGGUUCUUGGUAAAAUAACUGAAGUAAAUCUAUUAAACCACUUCAGAAGGUUCUAGAAUAAAUGAACAACGUUCUAUUGAAAGAUAUUACAGGGGGUGGGGUAUGUGUCAUCCAUCAGUUCUGAACAUUACCAUACGUUCAGCCUUGUCGAGUAUUUGUCAGAUUUAGGAGUUUAAAGGACGUUCUGAAUUUUUUCCAGUUUUUUUUUUCCAUUCAGUGUUUUGAUUUUAUGUGCCUGAAUUUAAUAAAAUACAUUACAAAAUAA
Tachysurus vachellii is the source of this 1907-nucleotide messenger RNA. It is a transcript of the gene nudcd3, whose product is annotated as NudC domain containing 3. Lineage: Eukaryota; Metazoa; Chordata; Actinopteri; Siluriformes; Bagridae. Gene Ontology annotation, biological process: protein folding. The transcript has 6 exons. The coding region runs from base 168 to 1346 and encodes 392 amino acids. The record is from RefSeq and is a predicted model, not a curated record. Gene Ontology annotation, cellular component: cytoplasm.